AUGGGGAUUGAACCUAAUUUUCCAGAAAAAUGCAUCAUAAAAGGAACAAGACAUUUUGAUGAUGAAAGUGCACCCGAAGAAGCACCGCCAUCAGGUAAGGAUUCCUUUAGAGUUAACUAUUUCAAUUACAUAUUAGAUCAAGCUAUAUCGUCAAUCACUAGUAGAUUUGAACAAUUUCAAGAGUUCGCAGAAAUUUUUGGAUUCUUAUAUAAUGUUGAUCAGUUGCGUUUUCUUGAUGAUGAUAUCUUAAUGGCUUUUUGUAUCAAUCUUGAAAAUCAUCUAAAGCAUGGUAUGAGUUCCGAUAUUAAUGGGCAUGACUUAUAUGCGGAAUUGAAAGUUUUGAAAAGUUAUCUGCCAGCCGAAACCCGUAAAGCAAUUGAUGUAUUGAAUUUCAUAAAGGAUAUGAAAGGUUGCUACCCGAAUGCGUUUAUUUCAUACCGAAUCUUAUUGACAAUUCAAGUUACAGUCUCCUCGGCCGAACGAAGUUUUUCGAAGUUGAAGUUAAUUAAGAAUUAUCUUCGGUCUAUGAUGUCACAAGAAAGGUUGAAUUGGUUAGCAAUGUUAUCUAUUGAGAUUGAGAUGUUAGAUAACAUUGAUUUUUAUAGUAUAAUUGAAGAUUUCGCAUCGGAAAGGGCAGGAAGAUCAGUUUUUAUCAUGAGAUAA
This is a messenger RNA of Papaver somniferum (opium poppy), 663 nucleotides long. RefSeq lists its product as uncharacterized. The record is from RefSeq and is a predicted model, not a curated record. Gene Ontology annotation, molecular function: protein dimerization activity. The transcript has a single exon. Lineage: Eukaryota; Viridiplantae; Streptophyta; Magnoliopsida; Ranunculales; Papaveraceae. The coding region runs from base 1 to 663 and encodes 220 amino acids.